Molecule: messenger RNA, 3896 nt
Organism: Amyelois transitella
Lineage: Eukaryota; Metazoa; Arthropoda; Insecta; Lepidoptera; Pyralidae
Gene: Sf3b3
Product: splicing factor 3B subunit 3
Exons: 17
Coding region: 183-3839 (1218 amino acids)
Biological process (GO): mRNA splicing, via spliceosome
Cellular component (GO): U2 snRNP; nucleus
Molecular function (GO): protein binding; U2 snRNA binding
Source: RefSeq, a predicted model, not a curated record
UUCAUUUGAUUGGUCAGUCAAGAAGGAAGCUGUCUUCUAUUCGUUCAUGAUGACUGACAUCCGCUCCGCCAUUUUGCAGCUGCGCCGCAACUGUCGUCGUAGGUUAUCGGCCGGCGAAUAAAAUUUCAAUCAAGCCGCUUUGCGGCAAUCCGCUUCUAAUUUUUAAAGGCGAGGCUCUCAAAAUGCAUCUCUACAGUUUGACCCUUCAAGGGUCAACAUGCAUCACGCAUGCCGUCCACGGAAACUUCUCUGGCACGAAGCAGCAGGAAAUUAUAAUAUCACGAGGCAAGACAUUGGAGUUGCUUCGUCCCGACCCCAAUACCGGCAAGGUGCAUACCUUGAUGAAAGUGGAAAUCUUCGGGAUCAUACGUUCUAUGAUGUCCUUCCGUCUCACCGGUGGAACUAAAGAUUAUAUUGUUAUUGGGUCUGACUCUGGACGCAUUGUCAUUAUGGAGUAUAUUCCCGCUAAGAACAUUUUGGAGAAAGUUCAUCAAGAGACAUUUGGCAAAUCAGGAUGCCGAAGGAUAGUACCUGGGCAAUAUUUGGCCAUUGACCCUAAAGGUAGAGCCGUAAUGAUAGGUGCAAUUGAAAAACAAAAACUUGUUUACAUAUUGAACAGAGAUGCGGAGGCUAGACUCACAAUCUCAUCACCUCUUGAAGCUCACAAGUCCAACACAUUGGUUUACCACAUGGUGGGUGUUGAUGUGGGCUUUGAAAACCCCAUGUUUGCUUGUCUUGAGAUAGACUAUGAAGAGGCUGAUACUGAUCCCUCUGGUGAGGCUGCCCAAAAAACACAGCAGACCUUGACAUUCUACGAGCUAGACUUGGGUCUCAAUCAUGUAGUCAGAAAAUACUCUGAACCUCUUGAAGAGCAUGCUAAUUUUUUGAUCACCGUACCUGGUGGCAAUGAUGGACCUUCAGGAGUACUUAUUUGUUCUGAGAACUACCUAACUUACAAGAAUUUGGGUGACCAACAUGACAUCAGGUGUCCUAUACCCCGCCGGCGGAAUGACCUGGAUGACCCUGAAAGAGGCAUGAUCUUUGUCUGCUCUGCCACCCACAAAACUAAGUCUAUGUUUUUCUUUUUGGCACAAACUGAACAGGGAGAUAUAUUCAAAAUAACCAUUGAAACUGAUGAUGACAUGGUGACAGAAAUCAAACUGAAAUAUUUUGACACAGUACCAGUUGCCACAUCCAUGUGUGUUUUGAAAACUGGUUUCCUGUUUGUGGCCUGCGAGUUUGGUAACCAUUUCCUGUAUCAAAUUGCUCAUCUGGGAGAUGAAGAUGAUGAACCAGAGUUCAGCUCUGCCAUGCCUUUAGAAGAAGGAGAUACAUUCUUCUUUGCACCAAGGCCCUUGAGAAAUUUGGUUUUGGUUGAUGAACUAGAUUCACUGUCACCAAUAUUAGCCUGCCAUGUAGCAGAUUUGGCUGGAGAAGAUACACCCCAGGUAUAUUUAGCCUGUGGACGCGGGCCCAGAUCUUCCAUCAGGGCAUUGAGACAUGGACUCGAAGUGGCAGAGAUGGCUGUAUCAGAGUUGCCUGGCUCCCCUAAUGCUGUGUGGACUGUCCGCAGGCACAAAGAUGAGGAAUAUGAUUCUUACAUCAUUGUGUCAUUCGUAAACGCCACGCUCGUGCUCUCUAUCGGUGAGACAGUCGAGGAAGUCACGGACUCUGGGUUCUUGGGGACGACGCCCACCCUGAGCUGUCACGCUCUCGGAAACGAUGCUUUGGUGCAAGUGUACCCGGACGGCAUCCGACACAUCCGCGCCGACAAGCGGGUAAACGAGUGGAAGGCGCCGGGAAAGAAAUCCAUCGUAAAAUGCGCCGUCAAUCAAAGACAAGUAGUGAUAGCAUUGACUGGUGGUGAACUUGUCUAUUUUGAAAUGGAUCCUACUGGACAACUCAAUGAAUACACAGAAAGAAAAAAGCUGUCGUCUGAUGUAUCGUGUAUGGCGUUAGGUUCUGUAGCUACUGGAGAACAGAGGGCAUGGUUUUUAGCUGUAGGCUUGAAUGACAACACUGUCAGAAUCAUCUCUUUAGAUCCAUCGGAUUGCCUAUCACCACGAUCAAUGCAAGCCCUGCCUGCCGGUGCAGAAUCUUUAUGUAUUGUUGAACAACCUUUCGAAUCCGGCGCGAAAUCAGCCUUGCAUCUUAACAUUGGCUUGAGCAAUGGCGUGUUGCUGAGAACUACGCUAGAUUCUGUCAGUGGCGACCUAGCGGAUACUAGAACAAGAUAUCUUGGCUCAAGGCCUGUGAAAUUGUUCAAAGUCAGGGUGCAAGGAACAGAAGCAGUGUUAGCUGUGUCCUCCCGAACAUGGCUUGGUUACCAUUAUCAAAAUCGUUUCCAUCUUACUCCUCUGUCAUAUGAAUGUCUGGAGUAUGCUGCAGGAUUUAGUUCAGAACAAUGUGCUGAAGGUAUAGUCGCUAUUUCAUCAAACACGCUGAGAAUUCUAGCCCUAGAAAAACUGGGUGCAGUGUUCAACCAGACAUACUUGCCACUAGAGUACACCCCUAGAAAAUUCGUGAUAAAUUCAGACAACAAUCAUAUUAUUAUUUUGGAGACUGACCACAAUUCUUACACUGAAGAAAUGAAAAAACAAAGAAGGGUUCAAAUGGCACAAGAAAUGCGCGAAGCGGCCGCGGGCGGUGGGCCAGAAGAGCAACAACUUGCUAACGAAAUGGCUGAUGCUUUCCUUUCUGAUAUAUUACCAGAAAAUUUAUUUUCAUCACCUAAAGCUGGAGCAGGUAUGUGGGCGUCACAAAUCCGCGUGGUAGACAUGGGCAUCGGCGGCGGGCAGCCCAGCACUCUGUUCAAGUUGCCGCUGGAGCAGAACGAGGCGGCCGUGUCCAUGUGCCUCGUCCGCUGGGCCGCGCACGGGGAACACGCCAGGCCGCAUCUCGUCGUAGGAGUCGCGAAAGACGCCAUUUUGUCGCCUAGAUCCUGCACGGAAGGAAGUUUACAUGUGUAUAAGAUAUAUGGCAGCACAGGAAAAUUGGAGUUGGUUCACAAAACUCCAAUAGAUGAAUACCCUGGUGCGCUGGCAACGUUCAACGGUAAACUAGUGGCAGGAGUCGGCCGCAUGUUGCGUCUCUACGACAUCGGGCGGCGGAAACUGCUGCGGAAAUGUGAAAACAGGCACAUUCCCAACCUCAUUGCAGACAUCAAAACCAUUGGACAGAGAAUCUUCGUAUCGGACGUUCAGGAAUCAGUAUUAUGUGUCAAGUACAAAAAGAGAGAAAAUCAAUUGAUUAUCUUUGCAGACGACACAAAUCCAAGAUGGAUUACAAACACGACUAUUUUAGAUUACGACACUAUAGCAAUGGCUGACAAGUUUGGUAACAUUGCCAUCAUGAGACUGCCUCAGUCUAUAUCUGAUGAUGUUGAUGAGGAUCCUACAGGAAACAAAGCUCUAUGGGACAGAGGUUUGCUCAACGGGGCGUCGCAAAAAGGGGAAAUAGUUGUUAACUUCCACAUUGGUGAGACAGUGACUUCAUUACAAAGGGCGACGCUGAUUCCUGGUGGAUCUGAAGCUCUUUUGUACGCGACGGUCAGCGGCUCUCUCGGAGUAAUGCUUCCGUUCACAUCGAGGGAAGACCACGAUUUCUUCCAACAUUUGGAAAUGCACAUGAGAAGUGAAAAUCCGCCGCUGUGUGGGCGCGACCACUUGUCGUUUAGAAGUUACUAUUACCCAGUCAAGAAUGUGAUAGAUGGUGAUCUCUGCGAGCAGUUUAACUCCUUGGACACAGAUAAGCAAAAAGCAAUCGCUGGCGACUUGGAAAGAACGCCGGCAGAAGUGUCAAAGAAACUAGAAGACAUAAGAACCAGAUAUGCAUUUUAGAGAUAAAACAAUAAUUGUUCUAAGAUAAGAAAUAAAUUAAUGAAUGAAAUACCAAAA